Lycium ferocissimum is the source of this 1659-nucleotide messenger RNA. Its product is annotated as 26S proteasome non-ATPase regulatory subunit 11 homolog. The record is from RefSeq and is a predicted model, not a curated record. Gene Ontology annotation, molecular function: structural molecule activity. Gene Ontology annotation, cellular component: proteasome regulatory particle, lid subcomplex. NCBI's taxonomy places the organism in Eukaryota, Viridiplantae, Streptophyta, Magnoliopsida, Solanales, Solanaceae. Bases 168 to 1472 code for a protein of 434 amino acids. The transcript is spliced from 2 exons. Gene Ontology annotation, biological process: ubiquitin-dependent protein catabolic process.
AAUGUGUGUUGCGAACUUGAGAUAUUUGAAUUUAAGUUGCUAGAUAUAAUCUCCUUGGAGAAUGUAGAACAUAAUCUCAAAUGAUUUGUAGUGGUUACUAAAAAUAGUUGUCUCAAGUUACUUAGCAAGUAGAAUGGAACAGGACUUAAAAUCUGCUAGCUGUAACAAUGUCAUCCUCGCAUCUACCUGCAACCACAGAUUCACUAGCUCAGGCUUCUGAGGCUAAUACCCCAUCUGAGGCUAUCUCCAUUCUCUACCGCAUCCUUGAGAACCCUUCAUCAUCUUCCGAGGCUCUAAGGAUCAAAGAGCAGGCAAUCUUCAAUCUCUGUGACCUCCUAAGUCGAGAGAAUAGGGCUGAGGAUCUCAAAAACCUUCUCAUCCAGUUGCGUCCCUUCUUCUCUUUAAUACCCAAGGCAAAAACAGCCAAAAUUGUUAAUAAAGGAAUCAUUGAUGCAGUGGCAAAAAUACCGGGCACAUCUGACCUUCAGAUUACACUUUGCAAAGAGAUAGUGCAGUGGACCCAUUCGGAGAAACGAACUUUCCUUCGUCAGAAAAUUGAGGCGAAACUUGCUGCUCUUCUGAUGGAAAACAAGGAGUAUUCUGAAGCAUUGACACUCCUUUCAGGACUGAUCAAGGAGGUGAGAAGACUGGAUGACAAGCUGCUUCUUAUGGAGAUUGACUUGCUGGAGAGCAAGCUCCAUUUUUCUUUGAGGAAUCUUCCCAAGGCCAAGGUUGCACUUACAGCUGCUCGAACUGCAGCCAGUGCUAUUUAUGUCCCUCCAGAUCAGCAAAGUGAAAUUGAUUUGCAGAGUGGAAUACUUCAUGCAGAAGAAAAAGAUUAUAAAACUGCUUACAGCUAUUUCUAUGAGGCGUUUGAGGGAUUUAAUGCCCUUGCUCGCGAUCCCAAGGACACUUCAUCAAAAAAAGAUCCCAAUGCCAAGGCCAAAUACAGCCUUAAGUAUAUGUUGCUAUGCAAAAUCAUGGUCAGCCAGGCUGAUGAUGUUGCAGGAAUAAUAUCUUCGCGUGGAUUGGAAUAUCUGGGGCCGGAACUUGAUGCUAUGAAAGCUGUUGCUGAUGCUCACUCUAAGCGAUCUUUGAUGCUCUUUGAGAUUGCUCUUCGCAACUUUAAGGCUCAGCUUGAUGAAGAUCCUAUCGUCCAUAGGCACCUGUCUUCGCUCUAUGACACCUUAAUGGAGCAGAAUCUUUGCAGGUUGAUCGAGCCUUUCUCAAGGGUCGAGAUUGCAAAUAUUGCUAAGUUGAUUGAGUUGCCUGCUGACCAUGUUGAGAAGAAGUUAUCUCAAAUGAUAUUAGAUCAGAAGUUCGCUGGGACGCUGGACCAGGGUGCCGGAUGCCUUGUAAUUUUUGAAGACCCUAAGCAAGACGCGAUUUACCCGGCUACACUGGAAACCAUUUCAAAUAUGGGGAAGGUUGUUGACAGUCUGUUUACAAGAUCUUCAAAGAUAAUGGCUUGAGUUUUAGACCUUCAUCUAAGACUUGUAUUUCUUGAAGGCAGUAUCUGUUUUAAGCUUCAGCUCCUUCUCUAAUGUUUUGUGCUUAGGGCAUUUUUAAUUUUGAUUACUUAGAGGUACGAUUAAACAUCUAUAUUUCUUAGUUUUCUUUAUGUUCAAAUAUAAAUACCCCUCAAAAGGUUUCACGUAA